Molecule: messenger RNA, 712 nt
Organism: Theileria parva strain Muguga
Lineage: Eukaryota; Apicomplexa; Aconoidasida; Piroplasmida; Theileriidae
Exons: 2
Coding region: 89-634 (181 amino acids)
Source: RefSeq, a predicted model, not a curated record
CUAACACAUUCUUUUAUAUAUUUAUUUUUUGUUAUUUUUUGUAUAUUAUAGAUUAUAAUAAUUAAUAUAACAAAUUUAUAAAUUUGAUAUGGAAGAUAACUCAUACUUUGAGGAGCUGUGUACCCAGGUUUACAAUUACUACGGAAAGGCUAGGAAUGUGGACCCGAAUAAACAUGCUUUAGUCAUGCUAAGGUCAAUGGGAGAAUUCUGGACUGAAGAUGAGGUGAAAAACGCCCUUUUAAACCUAAAUGACCGGCAGGAGUUUUUAAGCUUUACAAAUUUCAGGCGCUUAGCCAAAUCUAAGUGGUAUGACCCUAACAAUAAUGAGAAUGAGGAAGGGGAACAAGUAAACGAUGAUGGAUAUGGGAACCAAAUACAUAUGCUCUCAGAAGAUAUCCAAAAAUUCAAAAACGCCUUCAAUAGGGUGUCAAAAUUCUACACAGGAAAUGAAGGUGAGAACAAAACACUCCCUGUAAAUGUUCUUUAUAACAUUCUCACUAAUUUUGACAACCCUAUGCCCAAGAGGGUUGGAACUUAUCUUGUUUCUAGCCUCAAUGUGUACAAUAACGAGGUUUCAGCAAGGUCACUGCUAUGCUUAAUUGCAAAAAGGGAAGAGUUCGGCAAGGUUCUGUGACCUCCAAACUUGUUAAAAUUUAAUUCAAUUGACUUAUUCCAUUAAAAUUUAUAUUGCAAAUUUAAAUUUCAAAUUUCA